Malania oleifera is the source of this 2736-nucleotide messenger RNA. RefSeq names its product MICOS complex subunit MIC60, mitochondrial. Gene Ontology annotation, biological process: cristae formation. The record is from RefSeq and is a predicted model, not a curated record. NCBI's taxonomy places the organism in Eukaryota, Viridiplantae, Streptophyta, Magnoliopsida, Santalales, Ximeniaceae. The transcript has 12 exons. Bases 349 to 2316 code for a protein of 655 amino acids. Gene Ontology annotation, cellular component: MICOS complex.
CGGGGUGAUGAUUCCGAACGCACCUUUAAUUAAAACGCGACCAGCAGCGGUGAGAGACCCCGCCCCCCGCCUUAACCCGGUCCGUGCCCAAUCCCUUCUCUGUCUUUGCAGUGGGGGGAGGGGGCGGAGGAAGCGAGAGAGACGCACAAAGGCGCGGGGUGAGAGAGUGAUAAAAGCCUACUUGAGCUCCGAUAAGGCCGAUAACUCCGGCGAAGCUUCAGCCCAGCUUCAUCAACAUAUUAUCAUCAAUCAAUUAACAAAUUAAACAUCUCCACUCUCUCAUUUUCUCUGUGAUUUCUUGCUACAUCAAUUUUUCUUUCCUCAAUCGCCAACUGUGUUGUACAAGCCAUGUUGUGGAGGUCUAUUUUGGAGAUAUCAUCACGUCAAUCGCUUCGGAGGAUCCCAAGACAGAUUACUACUCAGGGAUCCUCAUUUCUGUCUUCUAGAAAGGAAUUUUCAUCUGCAUCACAGCAAAAUGCUUCACAAGGAGCUGGCUCCACAGGAAAGUCAUCUGGGUCAGGGAGUCAGUUAUCCAAAGUUGUCAUUGGAAGUUUUGCCCUUGGUGCCGUUGUUGUGACAGCUUACCAAACUGGCUAUUUAGAUCAAAUUAUUGGCAAAGAUCAUCCUAGUUCUUAUGAGUCAUCUAAAGUUGGGCUUGAUAAAAAAGAUGCAAAGGGUGUACAGCAAGGGGGAGAGCACAUAAUUUUGCCAAAUAAUGAAGAGACUAACAAAUUGAGCCAAAAUGUAGAGCAUCCCGAGCCAAAGGUUGAAACUCAUGACGAUCUUCCACAUCUUGAAGGUUUGAGUGAAAAGGGAGGUGAAAGCCAGUCAUCUUUGGCUCCUGUAGAGGACAAAAUCCCUAUUGAAGAGAAGAACUUGCCAAAUUAUUCUCACACCCCCAUGACAUCUAAUGAUCAAAGUACAAAUUCUGGAAUAUCAUCUGAAGGGAGUCAUGACAUGAGAUCACUAGUGGCAAAAGCUAAUGUGGAACCAAAUGAGAAAGUCCAAGUUGCAUCCGCUUCUACUGAGGAUAGUACAGUGCAUAAAGAAAAUGAAACAUCCAUGCCUCAGCAUCUUACUGCAAAGGAUACGCAACAAGUACAGGUUCCGUUUGAAGCUGUUUCCAGCGCUAAUGUUUUGCCGGGUGCUCUAGGUCAAGGCUUUGAAGCACCAAGUUCCCUCCUCGAUGAAUAUCAUCUAAGGGAUAAGAAUCACAGAUCUGUUGCAGCUUUCUCACAGGGCACUAAUGGUUAUGAACAUUUUUCAAAGGGAAAAGAGGCUUCAGUUAGUGCAAUGGAGGAUUUGAAGGAUGCUUAUAUAUCAGAAGAUGGAAAAUUGGUUCUUGAUUUCUUACAAACCAUUCAUGCUGCUGAAAAAAGGCAAUCUGAGUUGGAUGCUCAUGUUUUUAAUGAAGAAAGGCGAAUGAUGAAGGAGAAGUAUGAAAAGGAGUUGAAGGAUGCGAGGGUAAGAGAAUUAAUGUAUGCAGAAGAGGCAGCGAUUUUGGAUAAGGAAUUGAACAAAGAGAGGGCAAAGGUGGCGGCUGCUAUUAAGUCACUUCAAGAAAAAGCAGAAGAGAAACUUAAAAUGGAACUUGAACAAAAGGAAAGUGAAGCAGAAUUAAAGCUGAAGAAAGUUCAGGAGUUAGCGAAAGCGGAAUUGGCUGCAGCUAUUGCCAGUGAGAAGGCAUCUCAAAUUGAAAAAAUGGCAGAAGCAAAUCUUCAUAUAAAUGCUUUGUGUAUGGCAUUCUAUGCACAAUCGGAAGAGGCUCGUCAGAGUCACUCUGUCCAUAAACUUGCUUUGGGAGCACUUGUGCUAGAAGAUGCACUUUCUAAAGGGCAACCAAUUCAGGCAGAAAUAGAGGCUUUGCACAGUUAUCUUGAAGGUAUUGAUAGAGACUCACUUUUAGAUUUGGUCAUAUCAUCCCUUCCAGAAGAAACUCGAAACCAUGGCACAGAUGGUCUAUUGCAACUGCAUCAGAAGUUUGAUGCCCUGAAAGGGACACUGCGGCACUUCAGUCUAAUCCCACCAGGGGGCGGUGGCAUUUUAGCACAUUCCUUGGCUCAUAUUGCUGCCUGGUUAAAGGUUAGGGAAGCUGACCCGGCUGGUGAUGGGAUUGAAUCUGUCAUAUACAGGGUUGAAAGUUAUUUGGCUGAAGGGAAACUUGCUGAGGCAGCAGAUACUCUUGAAGAAGGUGCCAGAGGCAGCCAAGCUGCAGAAAUUGUUGGUGAUUGGGUGAGACGAGCUAGGAAUAGGGCUGUCACAGAGCAAGCAUUAACCCUUCUUCAGUCAUACACGACAUCCAUCAGUCUUACUUAGAGUCUGAAGUUUUUGAUUAUCUAAACUGGGCUCAUCUUGUGGGAUGGAAUUUUUUCUCUAGUAAUUUCAUUGAUUGAAUCUUUUAGAAGCAGUGCUUGGCAGCCAAUCUCCUCUUUAUAGCAACUUAAAUUUUGGGAAUUUUGUAAACGAAUACCGCAGGGUUUCUUGUUGAAAAAAUGAGUUGGUUGUGUUUUGUUUCACUGAAUUAGAUUUUAUGCUCCAUGUGAAUUCUGGAUUCACGUGUCAGUUGUAGUUUCUAGAGACUGGUAUUUUUCUCUUGCCUUUGCGUACUCAGGAAUUAAAGGAAGCAGCACUGCAGCAGCAUGGUUAUGCCGAGACAAUGUAACCAUAUUGUCCAUUUUAAAUGUAAGCAACUAUUGAUAAUUAAUUUACAUAUAUCAGGUGGUAUUGUGUUGUAAA